Messenger RNA from Mobula hypostoma (lesser devil ray), 5074 nucleotides. RefSeq names its product coiled-coil domain-containing protein 30-like. The transcript has 27 exons. The record is from RefSeq and is a predicted model, not a curated record. Lineage: Eukaryota; Metazoa; Chordata; Chondrichthyes; Myliobatiformes; Myliobatidae. The coding region runs from base 323 to 4189 and encodes 1288 amino acids.
GUAACGGGGCCGCGCUAAACCGGGAAGGUGGGGUUGUUGUGGAUGCCGACGGGUAUCGGGCGGUGCGGCUGUCAGCGCUGCAUCCAACACAACGGGGUCCCCUUCAAUGUUUAACUCGGAAACAGCGGCAUUAAGCAGCCCUGGCCCCAGUUCUCGAUCCUCGCUGUUGUCGUGAGCGCAGCGAGAGAGGGGCUCGGUGGCCCGCGGAGGCCGGCGGAGCAUCGGUUCGGUGCACCAGCCGGCGUGGCGGCGUCGGGGCACGGUCUGACAGGCGGAGGAGCCGGAGCAAUCGAAGGAGCCUGCUGAGCGUGAAGGGUGGAAGAUGGAGGGCAGUGGGGAGGAGAAAGUAGAAUUGGAGGAUAUAUUAAAUAGACUGAGAGAAGAUGGAAUUAACACUAAUGCCUGCAGUGGAAAUGAGUAUCUGUGUCAUCUCUGGUGUAUAUAUCAGCGGUCUGAGGCCAUGUUGCAAUCUACCAAACAGGAUCUGGAAGAUUUGCAAAAACAACAGGCUGCUGAGAUGAAAGAGGUGGAUAGUUAUGUGGAUCACAUACGCAAUUUAUCAGUGGAACAAGAGGCAGUGAUGGCCGAAUAUGAGCGGGAGAAUGAAUUACUGAGGGCAGAACUGCAACAGCUGCAACUGGAGCAAGAAACACAAAUAAAGGAAGUGCAGGAGAUGCUGGAUCAGGAAGGACUUGCAGCGAUCACUCACGGUGGCUCAAGUGAGCAAGUAGCCUACCUCCUUGUGGAGCGUGCCACACUGCUGGAAAAAUUGGAAUUGGCAGAGAGGAAAGUGGAGAAUUUUAAAGGGGAUCCCCAAGGUUUACAAUUGCAGAGAGAGCUGAACCAGAUGCAGCAAACCUUUGAAGAGGAAUUGAAACAGCAGCGGGAAUCCAUGCAACAUACCAAGGAAACUAUGGCAAAAACCCACGAAGGUGACUUAAAUAAAGAGAGGAAACUACGGGAACAAGCAGAACAGGACCUGGAUGAAGCAGCACGCCGGUUACAGAUGGCACACGAGGAGAUACGUCGACUAACAGAUGAAUUGGACAUGGAGAAGAAAGUACACUGCAGCACUGAUUUCAUGGAACUAGACAAAGCAAAAGAAGAGAACAGUCGACUGGAUCAAGAAAUUAACACAUUACGCCAUCGUGUACAAUCGUUGAAAAUUGAACGGAAAUCUCUCUUAGAAACAGUAGGAAGCCUUCAAAAGUUCCAACCAUCACAGACUGGACAAGGCAGUGAUCCUCACCACAUGGAGCACAUCGAACCAUCUUCCGAGUCUGCAGACUUCGACACAGUUGACAACCUUAACCAAGAUCUGGAACAAGAAUCAAUUGGCUCCGAUACAUCCCCUUCAAUUUAUGACAGCCAUCACCCAAGAACAGAACAACUCCACAAAAGGUGCCAUCAUGAGAUUAAUCGGCUUGAAUUCAAGAACCAUGAGCUGCAGCGCAAGUUGCAUAAAUAUCAACAAGAGCUUGAAGAGGUGAUGCUGAUGAAGGAGACUCUUGAAUCCACUCUGGAAAGUUACCGGAAUCAUUCAAAAGAUGACAGGCAUAGCAAUGACUGUGAAAAGGAAGUACUCAAAGCCAAGAUCAGCACUAUGGAAGCUGAUUACCUAAAACUGAAGCGGAAGUACAAGGAGCUUAAAGCCAAAAGUCAUUUUCUAGAUGUAGACCCAGGCGUUCAGGAGCGUAUACAGAAGAGCCAGGAAGCACUGGACAGCACACAGCUAAGGCUUGAUGAAGAAGUUAAAAAGCGGGAGCAGUUGGAAUCUGCACUAGCAGCUGUUGAACAGUCAAAAAUACGGGAAGCUGAGCAGUUGGAAGCUUUCAGAACCCAAGUGCAUCAUCUGAACUUGGAGCUGAAGAAUUGUCAUGCAGCAGCAGAACAGAAUCAAACAUUAAAUCAAGCUCUUCAAAGAAUGAAGCAGGAAAACAGUACUCUAGAGGAGAAGUUCAACAAGGUAGUGGAGGAUUACAAAGGUGUCUGCAAAAGCCAGAAGGAGACAUCAAGCAAUGAUUGGAAAACUAUGGCAGAUGGCUAUCUGUGCCAGAUAGCUGAAUUGAAGAGCACUGUACUCAAACUCGAAGAGGCAUUAAACAGCAAGACAAUGACUGAUGAUUCUGCAAAGAAAGUAGAAUGUCUGCAGCAACAGCUCAACACAGUACUAAAGGAAAAUCAGCAACUAAAUCAGGAGAAGAUUACUUUGCAGCAGCGGUUUUGUACCAACCAGCAGGGCAGCCAGAUACUGAGUCAGGAGUAUGUAACCAUACGGCAGCAAUUCCUCCACUACCAGCAGGAAAACAAAAUUCUAAAAGAGGAAAAUUUAUCAGUACGGCAACAAAUGGCAAGCUGCCAACAGGAGAACCAGCGCCUGACCCAUGAAGUAUGUAACAUACAGAAACAGCUGAAUGACCUAAUGCAUUCGAAAGAAAAAAUGGAAGACAGCAUCAAUCAGGUGCAGCUCCAGGCUCUGAAGGUGGAAGUGAGCCAGAUGCAGUCUUCCCUAGAAUUCGAACAGAAGAAUGCUUGCCAGCAGAAACAAACCCUAGAAUUGCAGCUUGAGGAAUCAAACAAUAAGCUCAAGUCUCAAGAAGCCUCGUUGGCUCAGUACGUGGAAGAGUCACGCCAACUGCGACAGGACUUACAGAGGGUGCACAAUCUGUGCAGCAGCGCUGAGAAAGAACUAAAGUACAAGAGAGAACAACUAAUGGAUCUGAAAAAUCAAAAUUCUCUACUUGAUCAGGAAAAUACCAGGAUGAAAGUGGAUUUAAAUGCACAGCAGUUCAGGCUAUCAGAUAUGGACAAACACACCAUAAUGCUGAAAUCAGAAUGUGAAAUUAAACAACAGAGACUAAAAGAAAUGGAACUGGAAUCCAGCAAGAACUUCCACCUUGCAAAACAAUUAAAGUGCGCACAAGAAGAUCUCACAGCAGAAAAGAACAGAUAUACGCGUGCAGAGAAAAAGACUGCAGAGUUACAGCAGCAACUGAGCAACAUUCAGCAUCAGCUGCUACUGUCAGAAGCUCAAAAUAAGAAGAGGGUGACAUUGGAAGCUGAACUGAAGAGAAGCAGAGAAGCAGCAGACAAACUCAGCAGCCAGCUACAAGAGGAAACUAUUCAGAGGAAACGUGCAGAUCAGAAUGUAGAAGAGCUACAGCAACAAGUAAAAUUGAUGCAAGAAAAGGAAGGAUGUUUAUCACGUGGCAAAUGUGAUCUUCAGCUGCAAUUACACCAACAGGGGGCACAGCUGCAAGUUUUGGAAAAAGAGAAAGAGUCCAUGUGUUCUGAGAAUCUCUGUAUUCAAAAGACUAAUGAUAAGUUGUCAGACGAUCUGUGCUCACGCCAACGAGAAGUAGACAAGCUUAAGGAAGAACUGAAGAAUGCUUUCCAACGAUUAGAUUUGCAAGUCAAAAUCUAUAAUGAGAAACAAUCGCAACACAAACAGAAAAUGCACAAAGCUAAGGAGAUAUUUAUCCGUGAAGUGAUGCUGCGGGAUAGUAAAAUAAAACAUCUGGAAAUGGAGAUUAAACUGGUGAAAAACCUAAUGGAGAAGGAACACGCCUGGAAUGCGAGGGUUACUUAUGAAAAUGAUCUACUCCUUGUUGAAAGGAAAGAGCUUCUACAGCAGUUAACAGAGCAAGAGAAUGCUGUAGGGAACAAUUCCUGCAAAGUAAAGCACAGAUCCGCCAGCCCUGGUGCACCCACGUCGUUGGUGUCAUCAACAAGAAGUCCUAACGAGCAGUCCCAAAGGAAAUGCAAGAAACCAGCAUCUAGGAUUAGCUCUUUAGAAGAGGAGAACAAACAACUUCAAGAUGAGACAAUGAAGUUGAGUGAACGGCUUGGGUCACUGGAGAACUCUCUGAAAGUGAUUCAGACGGAUCCUGGCAAGUUACACCAACAUGACAGUUUAUCUGUAUCCUUUGCUGACGAGCCUUGCAAGUUUCUGUACAGUGACACCUCUGUAAUAAAUGACAACUUCCCACCUUCAACACGUGAAGCAACAUCACCUAGUGGUAUUAACAGUCUUGGUCAUUCAGAUCCUAUGCAAUAUGGCAGAACAAUGGAGAAGUCUGAUGCUGCAACAUCUUCAUAUACUCCACCUCCACCGAGCCAUUUGGGCGUGGACUACCUUAACGUGUCAAGCCGUUCACAGUUCAGGGACCAGGAUGAUAGCCAAGUCUAGGCAACGAUGAUGUGUGGUCUGGCCAUGACUGAGACAGAAGUAAAUGUCAGCACAGUUUAAGUGGAUCCCGAUUGUGCCACACAAAGAAAAUUCAAAAGCUGGAUGAUCCACAAGGUGUUUCUAUCUGGAGCUAAAAUAAUGCUGGUAAUGGAGCCAGAGGCAUAUUGAUUCAGCAUGUAACAAACUGUUGUCUUUGCCAUGUUGCCUAACAGGAAUGUUAACACAUCUUUCUCUGGAUGAGUAGUGAUAGACUGGUUGAAAUACCUAUUUUGGCGCCGGUCCAGCUUUGCACUUACAAGCACAAAAACACUGGCCUUAUACCAGUAUUUCAAAUGUCAAGGGUAUGGGUUGGGCAAGUAAAACACUGUGGUUCUGUGAUACAAAUGUCCCCAAUUCUCUCCCAGUGUAAAAAUUAACUUCUGUGCUGCUAUCCACUUUGAAUAACGCAAAGAAAGAGUUGACUUGUAUGAACAAUUGGUUAUGCCAGGGUGUAAUUUUGCUCAGCUUGCAGUGGUAAUCUUAUUUCAGUAAAUUUCCACAGUUUAGAAAACAAUAAGGCAUUAGAAUUAGAAAAUAUAUCAGUAAUUAGAUGAUAAAGCUUCACGUUGAGACUACUUGCUCGACCUAAUGCCUCUUGCUCUGCCUUUGUCCCAAAUUGCUUGCUCCUGAGAUUUUGAAUUGAAUACAGUGUAUUUCUGCCUUGAUUACUUGGUGGAUAAAGGAUAAGAGAUGGUCAUGUUGAAGGAAAGGAUUGAAGAAGAAAUGAAAAUAAUUGCACUGGAAACAUAUCUAUGGACCUUUAAAGUGUGUCAGGUAAUUUCCAACUGAAACUCUAACACUAGAAUUUUGAAAAUUACAUGCAGAAAUGAAGGAGGGAAACACUGA